Molecule: messenger RNA, 1451 nt
Organism: Pocillopora damicornis (cauliflower coral)
Lineage: Eukaryota; Metazoa; Cnidaria; Anthozoa; Scleractinia; Pocilloporidae
Product: beta-2 adrenergic receptor
Biological process (GO): G protein-coupled receptor signaling pathway, coupled to cyclic nucleotide second messenger; chemical synaptic transmission
Cellular component (GO): dendrite; plasma membrane
Molecular function (GO): neurotransmitter receptor activity; G protein-coupled serotonin receptor activity
Source: RefSeq, a predicted model, not a curated record
AUGAAUAACAGCUGUCUGGCGCAACAUCUCAGCAGUGCAGCGUCCAUCUUUCUAUCGCUGUGGUUCUCCCUCUCUGGAUUAGCAACUGUAGCAGGAAAUGCGGUCGUGUUGUGGUUGUUCUACAAAAAUGAGUCUUUACGAAUAAUUUCCAAUGGAUUCUUAACCUCGUUGUCAGUGGCAGACUUGUUAGUUGGGCUGGUUAUAGACCCUGUCUGGAUCGUCAUCAGAUGCUUGAUUCAGCCACCGGUACAGAGUACUUUGCACUACUGUAUAUACAUGUUGUGGAUUCACACAACCACCGCCACAACCUUUAACUUGUGCUGCGUUUCCGUAGACCGGUUUAUUGCGAUUAGGUUUCCUUUCCGUUACCAGGACUUUGUAACCAAGAAAAGAUGCUGUUUGGUGAUUAUUUUGGUGUGGCUGAUUUCAUUAUGUCUUCCUUUCACGGCUAUUUCGAUAGGUUUGUUGGGAAAUAUUGCGAGUACAGUGCUUUGGCUGUUUUGGGCAUUUUUAACAUUUGUCGCUCCAUUAAUUGUAGUCACUUUCUGUUAUAUGUUUAUGUUUAAAGCUGCACGACGUCAAUGCAGAAGGACAUUUCCCAGCGAAAAUUUUCACAGCUCCAACGGAAAUAACAUUCCACGGAGUGGUAUCAUGAAACAAAUCAAAGCUGUUAAGACGGUCGGUUAUAUUAUAGUUGUUUACAUUGUUUCUUGGAUGCCCAGUCUGGUCUUACUCGUAGUUCAUUGUUAUUAUACAGCGACAAAUCAUCUCUGUGACGACAUCAAAGUAGACAAAGUUGUAUGGCCUUGGAUUGAGGCAAUCGCUUUUACCUCAUCAGCGAUCAACCCAUUGAUUUACUACCUCAGAAAAGGCGAAUUUCGCCGAGCCUUUCGUCGCACCUUCCAUUGGCUGCCUCGUGUUGAUGAACAAAAUUCGGUAGACCUUAGUGCACAACCAGAUCGAAACUGAAUGAUACAAAAAGGUGGAACUCGUAUCAUUUUUGCAAGUAAGGAAACAGAACACUGAGGGAAGUUCAUUCAAAAAUUAAAAUUGUAAAGCUGCCAAAUCAUAAGCCUGGCAUAGUUUUUAAAAUGGAAAACUUGAUUUCUGGGCACUUUUUUCAGUGUAAUUGUCUUAAAUGUGACUUUAGGCGCAAUUGAGAGGGUCAAGUCUUUCAUGACAUCAGUGCAAUAUUUCCUUGUCAAACGCUCCUCUCUGAGCAUUAGUCAGUAAAUGAUGCGGGCAGGAUGUCAGAAGAACUAACUAAGCACUUGUUUUUGGUGAAAUCCCUUACAUAUUAAGUCUAGGGGAAAAACAUUUCCUGGGCCAUUCUUUUGCUUUUCUUCAGAGGACUCGAGACCAUCGAACGUGAAAGUUUAUUCGAUUCAAAUUCAGGCCCAGAAGCUUUUCAUGCUUACUUACAUUUAUAUUUCUUUGCUUUUCUGCAAUAG